Molecule: messenger RNA, 873 nt
Organism: Caenorhabditis briggsae
Lineage: Eukaryota; Metazoa; Nematoda; Chromadorea; Rhabditida; Rhabditidae
Exons: 4
Coding region: 1-873 (290 amino acids)
Source: RefSeq, a predicted model, not a curated record
AUGGCGACUGCCACGAGUGUGCAUAGGCAAAAUCAAUUCAAGCAAAAUUUGGGCGAGAAAAAUCCUGUUCAAUUUCCUCAAAAAAUGUUCGACAGCAAUCCAUUCAUAUUCAAAGCAGUCUGUUUGUUGAUUCUUCUGCGUUCAUUUGAUGCUCAAGAGAAAAAGUGUCUGGGUCGAGAGCCACAAGAACUCGAGGACGGGUGCACAAUCAUCGAAACGAAACCAUUGGUUUUUAAAGGCACACAAAGUGAAGCCGUCAUUCGCACAAAAGUAGAAAAGGUUCACGAAAUUCAUGCUGGCCUAGAAAUCAUCGAAACUGAUUAUGAGAAUUUUGAUUUCCUGAACAAGACACUCAGAGUUCUCAGAAAUCCCGAAGGAGCAGCAAUCACAAUUCGGAAGAAUACAAAAUUGAAGAGACUCGGAUUCUGGGCGUUGUCGACUCUUGAAGCGAAGAAAGAUGGCCCAAUCAUGAUCAUUGACAAGGACCCAUUUGCGCAAAUUGCUGACAAAGAGGGCGAUGCAUUACGAGACCUCAAACAUCUGGAAUUCGUAUCACGCAUUGGAGUCGAUCCAGAAAACCAAUGUCCACAGAAAUUCGCUGAAGUCAUCAAAUACAAAGAAGAGGUUCCGUUUCAUAAUUAUUGGGCUCUUUUUUUAAUUAUUGGUGUGGUCCUCCUCAUUUUUGCAAUCGGAAUGUUAGUCUGGUAUAAGCGCACGAAGAAGGUGGUGAAAGCAAAGAAGGCAGAGAGCCCCCAGUCGAAGGAUUUGGAGAAAAAAACAGAUGGAGCAGAUGGUGGAAUAGGUGAUGGUGUCCCAGAAAAGGCGGGUAGUAUGCAAGGAAAAGUGGCUGCUGAGGAUCCGAAGAAUAAGUGA